AUGACCAACAUGACAUGUAGCAUGGUAAACUGUGGUUCGUCCAAUUACGAGAUGGACGAGGACCCGAAACCCCGGCAAACCCCGUGUUCGGACAAGAGGACUCGACCAGCCAAGGAUCUGGGCGCUAGUCAUGCAGGAAGCAAGAGGAGGGAUUGGGUCCAGAUUUAA
Messenger RNA from Pyricularia oryzae 70-15, 168 nucleotides. RefSeq lists its product as uncharacterized. NCBI's taxonomy places the organism in Eukaryota, Fungi, Ascomycota, Sordariomycetes, Magnaporthales, Pyriculariaceae. The record is from RefSeq and is a predicted model, not a curated record. The coding region runs from base 1 to 168 and encodes 55 amino acids. The transcript is spliced from 2 exons.